AUGCCAGACCUAUCAGAAGAAUCCAGUUUCUACGGCUUGUACUCCCCUCCACGCAAACGAACCCACCAACUAACCAACCCCACAGGUUCGGAGGAAGAGACAACACGUCUAGAAGAAGAAGUGUCCAAAUUCGACACAGACCACUACUGGACAGACAUCCAUCCCCAUGAGUACAAUACCAUCAAGCAAAACGUCCUUGCAGCCCGAGGAACCAUGCCCUCAUCGUCAUCCCCAGCCCCAGAGGCAGAUGCAUCAGAUGCACCCGAGCCCAUGGACCUCACAACUUCACACCUCUCCAGCGAACCCCCAUCAACUCCAAUCCCCACCCACGACUUCGACGUCCCCAUCUCAAGCACAGACACCACCCCAAUCAGACACAACCGCCCCUCACCCAACGAACCUAUCUCAUCUUUCCUCGCCCGUCUACGGCCCUCAUCUACCCUCUCCACAUCCCCCACGGGGUCCUGGAUAUACAUAUCCAGUUACAGUUAUCAGAACCCCCAAGCGGACAUUAAGAAGCUUGUGGAAGAUGGUACAGCUGAGCUACGCGCGCACGAGAACAAGAUCUCCCAGGUGUGCGCCGAACACGCUAAGAAGCCGAAGAAGACGCAGACGCCUGCUGCGCUGACGCGCGAACUCACCAAGCAUCGUGUAGAUUUGGAGAGGUCGCUGUUCGCUCUGUCGAGGGAAACGGGCGUGGUUUCGGGUAAGUGGAUGUUGUUUAUUUCGCCGGCGAAGGUGGAUGAGGUGUGGGGGGUAGUCGCGGAGGCUACAGCGAAGGGGGAGUUGGGGUUCGGGGCGAAGGUGGCUACUGCUGCUGCUGCUGCUGCUGAUGUUGCUGCUGCUUCUGGUGAUGGAGGUUCAAAGAAGACGAGGUUGAUUUGUAUCUAUACGAAGGACUAUGAGGAUAGAGCUGAUGUGGAGAGGGUUUUGAGGAAGAUGGCGGAAUUGGAGUUGGUGGAUUUGGAUGGACGGCCGAUUUAUUAUAAGUGUGAUGCGUAUACGCAUUUGGACAUUAAAGGGGGGAAUGUGUGGGGAUUGAGGGCCAGUAUGUAUUCGAGUCGGGAUUUUGGGAAGAAGUAA
This is a messenger RNA of Aspergillus costaricaensis CBS 115574, 1083 nucleotides long. Its product is annotated as DUF1917 domain-containing protein. The record is from RefSeq and is a predicted model, not a curated record. The transcript has a single exon. Bases 1 to 1083 code for a protein of 360 amino acids. Lineage: Eukaryota; Fungi; Ascomycota; Eurotiomycetes; Eurotiales; Aspergillaceae.